CGAAAGGAAAAGGAGAGUGCCUUUAGAAUACAUAGAGGGAUAUCUCCCAGCAAAACCACGGAUCCGUGGUAAAACAGGCCGCGCUGUCAAGGGCCGCGGCAUUGGACACGAUCGGGUGUUUCCGUCGUCACUUCGGGUCCCCCGACGCGCCCCCGGCCCGAAGGAGGCUCUCCAGCUACGCGCUGCCACUUCUCCCGCGAGCUCGCCGAGUCCCGAGUCUUGAAGUCCGCCCCCCUCCCUUUUCCCCCCAAACCAACUAUUUAGAGCCCUAUCGCCCUCUCUCUCUCUCGCUCUUCUUGGUGCAGGGCAGGGGCACUACAUUUCUACGUUUCGUGCCAAUAGUUGUGCGGAUCUACAGCUUGAAGUCCUGUCGUUGUUCAGACCUCACCGCCGCCGCAGCGCCGUGUCUGUCUUCAUCGUUUUGGAUAGCCUACCAGAGUUCUUGCUUGGAAACUGCAACCUAACCCUCUUUAUGAUAUUGUUGCAUCUAAUCCCUCAUAAGCCAAGGACAAAAAGGCCAUGUGGUCGUCCUACCCCAUGCGCAAGACGAAGCGCGACCAGGUGGACGUGCGCCACCAGCGCGCCAUGGACAUCGCGGACCAGGACGUGACGGUGGUCAGCGCGACGCAGUGGCAGGUCAACAGUCAAGGAGGCGCGGGCCGGGGCGCCUACAACAUCUACCUCGAGAACGCCAGCUGCCCGAGGGGCUCUUGCAGAGAAACGCAAAAGUGUUACGCUUCGGGAUGCGGGGGCUUAUGUGAACACAUGUAUCGGUGCACGUGCCCCGACAACAAUACCAUGUGUAAGCACGUCCACAAGGUGCGAAUCAUGAGCGUCCGUUCCACCCAGACCGCCGACCAGCGGGCAGCCACGUCGAGGGAGGACCAGCGCUGGCGGAAGGAAGUCGACGUAGAUCGCGAGGUGCGAAGGGUGCGGUCUAUCCUCGGUGAGAUCCGCUGCUACCUGGACAGGUACGAGUCCGACGCGCUUCAGGGAGUCAUCGGGGAAGCAGCCGAGGAGCUGGCCGGCAUUUCCGCCAAGAUCUUCUGCCACUGCGAGGACUACGAAAGGCGGGAGGAGUACGGCGAAGAGGAGGAGGAGGAGGUGGAAGAAGAGGAAGCCGAGGAGGGUGAUGCCGAGGAGGGUGAUGACGACGAAGGCGAUGACCAUGGUGAUGGUGAAGACGUCAACGGCGAUGCUGAUGACCAUGGUGACGGCGGUGAUGCCGUCAACGGAGACGGCGAAGUCCAAGUUGACGGCGAAGGCUACAUGAUGGACCCUGGCGAUGGCUACUAUGUCUAUGACGACGGCGAUGUCCUGGAUGACGGUGGAGAAGGGCGCGUGUUUGACGACAUUGUUUAGAAUCGCGCUGAAGUUUGAUUUAUGGAUAAUAUUACUGUCCCUUUCGGACUUGACUGUUACUGUGUCACUUUUUACUAUUUUAUUUUAUUUGGAAAUAAAAAUGUCCUACGUAAUUGUA
Messenger RNA from Thrips palmi, 1480 nucleotides. RefSeq lists its product as uncharacterized. The coding region runs from base 520 to 1362 and encodes 280 amino acids. The transcript is spliced from 5 exons. The record is from RefSeq and is a predicted model, not a curated record. Lineage: Eukaryota; Metazoa; Arthropoda; Insecta; Thysanoptera; Thripidae.